AAAAAAUCGAAUGCAUUUCAUGAUGAGUAAAUGUAGAGCCUUUUGGUAAAACAUCAUAUUCCUUGAAUUGAGAACAAUGGAAGAUUCAAUUUGUUGUAUAUUCCUUGAAUUGAGAACAAUGGAAGAUUGAAUUUGUUGUGUGACAGUUUUUCACUUUGAUUGUGCCCCCCGGUAAGACUUUUGUUUGACUAGACAAGAGGUCCAAGAGUCUCUUUGAAGAAUUUUUAGAACUUCUUCUUCCAUAUUGAAUGAAGUUGAGCUUCCUCCAUGAAAACUCAAAAGCACGAGGCCAUGGGAGGAGGGAGGCCACUCCCGUCGCAGAAUGAGCGGCAAUAGUUUUAAGUGGAUAAGGUAUGGACCACCGAAAAAUUGCGGUUCAUCUCUAAAAUCUCACCAGAUUAAUACAUUUAAUCAGGGGGAUAAAGUGAAAUUUCCUUUUAAGAAGGGGCUCAAAUGCCAUUUUUGCCAUCCUAUAAAUUAGAAUACAAUUGUUAGUAGAGAAACUAUGAAAUGUUUUAAAUUAACAUAUUCACAUCCCCUCUCUCAAACCUUUUGAUAGGAGUACGCCAGGAAGCUUGACACUUUUAAAGCUCUAUACAGCUCAAGAUGCCUUCUCCUUAUUGAAAGAAUUUGUUGUUGCUGCAUUCCUUAUAGAGUGGGUUGCCAUAUCGACGCCAUCCUCUAAAUCAAUUGGAGAAGUUUCGUAUCUAGGGUCAAGGUCAAUUUUUCUUAUAGACAGUGAGUCUUUGAGAAGAUUGUGGAAAAAAGAAAACAGAAGAAUCUGAAGUGGAUGCUGCGGGGUCAUUGCACUGCACUUGCUUUGUGCUUUUCUUACCUUGUUAAACUUCAUAUUCUCGUGGGCGGCAGCUGUGCGUAGCUUUUGUCUCCAGCAUAUAUUCCAGCUUAGAGCUUACAAGGUCUGAACCAAUUUAGCCGUGGGAGCAGUGUUGGUGGUGGCGAUGGGGAGUGAGCCGGGAUCUCUGGAAUACACGCCUACAUGGAUAGUUGCGGGCGUAUGCUUCAUCAUUGUUUUUCUCUCUCUUUGCGCUGAACGAGGCCUUAACCGGCUUGGCAAGUUCUUAAAGCGCAAGAAGCAAAACGCUCUGUUUGAGGCCCUACAAAAAUUAAAAGAAGAAUUGAUGCUCUUGGGGUUCAUCUCGUUUCUGUUAUCUGUUUUUCAACACAUACUCAGUCGAAUAUGCAUCUCUACACAUCUGGCCUCGCACAUGCACCCAUGCAAGGGGCAACCUUCAGAGAUCGCCAGUCAUGGAGAACUUUUGCUGACAAGAAACUAUAGGAGAGGACUUUUAUCAACGGAUGAGAGUGUGGAGAUCUGUGCACGUAAGGGACAGGUUCCAGUGCUGUCGAUAGAGGCGUUACAUCAACUUCACAUAUUCAUCUUUGUAUUGGCAGUCGUCCAUGUCAUCUUUUGUGUGACUACUAUGGUUCUUGGCGGAGCAAGGAUCCGUCAGUGGAAAAAUUGGGAAAACUCCCUUCAAAGAAACCCUCCCAAGAAAGGACGAGCAGCCGCAGCCGCAGAUGAUGCUCAUCGCCGCCAUCAUGAGAUCUUCAGACAGCGCGCAAGUGGAUAUUGGAGGAAAGCAGCUGUUGUGAGCUGGAUGAUUUCGUUUAUGAAACAAUUCUAUGGCUCUAUCACCAAGUCCGACUAUGUCAUUUUGCGACAUGGAUUUAUCAUGGCCCAUUGCCCCAGGCGUCGUGAUUUUGAUUUUCACGAGUACAUGACGCGAACCCUUGAGGGUGAUUUUAGAAAGAUAGUCAGCAUAAGCUGGUUCUUUUGGCUAUUCAUCGUCGUCUUUUUGCUACUAAAUGUGCAAGGAUGGAACACAUACUUUUGGUUGUCGUUUCUGCCAUUAAUCCUUUUGCUCCUUGUUGGAGCUGAACUGGAGCACAUAAUAAUGCGCCUAGCUCAGGAGUUGGACAGUAUUAAUCAUGAUCAUGAAGCCGCUACAGUGAAGCCAUCUGAUGAUCACUUCUGGUUUGGUAGCCCCAGAAUUGUUCUUUGGCUGAUUGAGUUCAUUUUGUUUCAAAAUUCUUUCGAGAUUGCCUUUUUCUUCUGGAUAUUGAGCGCUUACGGACUCGACUCAUGCAUUAUGGAGAAGCUUGGUUUCAUCAUCACGAGACUCAUAAUGGGAGUUAUUGUUGAAGUCCUCUGCGGCUACAGUACCCUGCCUCUGUACGCUCUAGUCUCUCAGAUGGGAAGCUCGUUCAAGGUCAGUCGCCUUCUCGAAGUCCAACUAAAGGAUUGGGUUGAAACGCUUGAUGAUAAAAAGCGCAAAGGCCCACCUAAAGCAAAGGACGACCGCCCAUCUGGAGGAGCAACCGCUUCACAUUCGCACAGAAUGGCCACGCAAUCAUUGGAAACCUUUCAUGUGGCCGAGCAAUCACGGGAUGAUAGUGUUGAUGAAGCUACUCUGGCGAUUGAAGUCCAGAACGGUCUCUGAUGCCGCUCGAGUACCAGGCUCGAAGCUCCAUUUAUUAUUCUUAAAAUCAUGGACACGAUGAUGGCUUCGUGUACCAAUUUUGGGGAUACCUGCACGCCUAUAUCACGUAUUAAUGCGAACUACGAUGUUCUAGUUCUAGGCCCAAAAUAUUUAAAUAAAUAAAUAAACAAAGGUUCAGCAA
Messenger RNA from Eucalyptus grandis, 2643 nucleotides. RefSeq names its product MLO-like protein 13. Gene Ontology annotation, cellular component: membrane. The coding region runs from base 960 to 2462 and encodes 500 amino acids. The transcript has 15 exons. Gene Ontology annotation, biological process: defense response. Lineage: Eukaryota; Viridiplantae; Streptophyta; Magnoliopsida; Myrtales; Myrtaceae. The record is from RefSeq and is a predicted model, not a curated record.